AUGCUUUCCCUGUCACGGGCGUUGGUGGGUGCUGGAGUGCGCUCGCCGGCCGCAGCCAGUCACUGCGGCGCGGCAAGUCUGGUCCGGUGCAACAGCACCGCUGCCCAAGAGAAGCCAAAAAAGACAAAAUUCGGUCCCUUAAGUGAUCAGGACAGAAUUUUCACAAACCUGUACGGCCGCCAUGACUGGAGACUGAAGGGGGCCCUGAGUCGGGGUGACUGGUACAAGACCAAGGAGAUCCUGCUGAAGGGGGUGGACUGGAUCCUUAACGAGGUGAAGAUCUCAGGUCUGCGUGGAAGAGGCGGAGCUGGGUUCCCCACAGGCAUGAAGUGGGGGUUCAUGAACAAGCCCAGUGACGGCAGACCAAAGUACCUGGUGGUGAAUGCUGACGAGGGGGAGCCUGGCACCUGUAAAGACCGGGAAAUCAUGCGCCAUGACCCCCACAAGCUUGUGGAGGGCUGCCUGGUAGCUGGGAGGGCUAUGGGUGCCCGUGCUGCCUAUAUCUACAUCCGGGGGGAGUUCUACAAUGAGUCCUCCAACCUGCAGGUUGCAAUUAACGAGGCCUACGCUGCAGGUCUGAUUGGGAAGAAUGCCUGCAACUCUGGGUAUGAUUUUGAUGUGUUUGUAAUGCGAGGAGCAGGCGCCUACAUCUGUGGGGAAGAGACUGCACUUAUUGAGUCCAUUGAGGGUAAACAGGGCAAACCCCGCCUGAAGCCCCCCUUCCCUGCUGACAUAGGGGUCUUUGGCUGCCCAACAACUGUUGCUAAUGUGGAGACAGUUGCGGUGGCUCCCACAAUCUGUCGUCGUGGUGGCUCAUGGUUCGCAAGCUUUGGGAGAGAGAGAAACUCUGGGACAAAGCUCUUCAACAUCUCUGGGCACGUCAACAAGCCCUGCACUGUAGAGGAGGAGAUGUCUAUUCCUCUCAGAGAUCUGAUCGAGAUACAUGCAGGAGGAGUACGAGGUGGCUGGGACAACCUGCUGGGAGUGAUCCCAGGGGGCUCUUCCACUCCCGUCAUACCACGCUCUGUGUGUGAUGACGUGUUGAUGGACUUUGAUGACCUCAUCCGGACACAGACUGCUCUGGGUACUGCUGCUGUGAUUGUCAUGGACAAGUCUACUGAUGUCAUCAGAGCUAUUGCUCGUUUGGUUGAAUUCUACAAACAUGAGAGCUGUGGGCAGUGCACACCAUGCAGAGAGGGUGUGGACUGGAUGAAUAAGAUGAUGUGGCGGUUCGUGCGUGGCGAUGCACGAGCAUCUGAAAUUGACAUGAUCUGGGAGAUCAGCAAGCAGAUUGAAGGACACACUAUCUGUGCACUGGGAGAUGGAGCUGCCUGGCCAGUGCAGGGAUUAAUCCGACAUUUCCGUCCUGUGAUGGAGACUCGCAUUGCGGAGUACCAACAAAAACAGCAGGCCAGAGCUUAA
This is a messenger RNA of Megalops cyprinoides (Indo-Pacific tarpon), 1422 nucleotides long. Its product is annotated as NADH dehydrogenase [ubiquinone] flavoprotein 1, mitochondrial-like. Bases 1 to 1422 code for a protein of 473 amino acids. The record is from RefSeq and is a predicted model, not a curated record. The transcript has 10 exons. Gene Ontology annotation, molecular function: 4 iron, 4 sulfur cluster binding; NADH dehydrogenase (ubiquinone) activity; FMN binding. Gene Ontology annotation, biological process: mitochondrial electron transport, NADH to ubiquinone. NCBI's taxonomy places the organism in Eukaryota, Metazoa, Chordata, Actinopteri, Elopiformes, Megalopidae.